UGUGUUCUUCGGCGAAUCUAUUUUUUCAAUAUCAGUAUAUAGUUAUAGCUUACAUCAGUUUGUAACUUCAUUGAGUGAUUUUUCAUCAGGUUUCAUUUAACAUUUACAUUUCAGUCAAAGGUGAUUGUAGAAACAUCUCUAAAAUGGGGAAAUAGUUUUAAAGAUGGAUAGCUGAAUUGUAGCCUGAUCAUUGCCUACUGUGAUGCAGUGAUCCACUUGUUUGUUGUGCUGCAAUGUAAUUCUUUUCAAAUUUAUUAAGAAGUUCAAUUGGUCUUAUGGCAAACUGAAUAGACAUUACAUUGUAGUCAUAUCUUCUUUGUGUAGAAUAGAUGGUAACUAAAUCAAUUUUAGGUCAGAAAAUUUAAAAAGGAAAUAUUACGUAUUUAAGAGUUGUUUUUCAUUGCAACAUCAAUUCUUCAUAUUUUUAAUUAAUUUUAAUUAUUUAACAUAUCAGAUUGUUAUUCUGACAUAUUCUGACAAAUCUUGAUUCAGCACUUUACAAAUUGUCCACUAGAAGGGAAGUUUGUCUUUUGUUAUUAUAAAUAGGGGAUGUACACACUGACAUUGUGUGUAUAGACCAAAAUGUAGCUCCACCUUUAGUUUAGGUGUUUAGGGUAUGGAUCUUAUUAUAUAUACAGGUAGUGUCAUGUAAGAAUUAGACAUCUUUGAAAACAAAGGCUGUAGAAUCUGGUAACUGAUUAACUUGCUGAAGCUAAGUAGUAUAUUGGCUGAGCUGAACAGAAAGGAAUGAAGACAGGUUUUGUCAUGUCUGUUAAGGACAAAAUAACUUUUGUUUAACAUAAAUGUGACUUUUGUAUUCCUCUUUCAACUGGAUUUAAAACAAAAAGAAAUAUACUUUGGUACUUUCUCUUCCUAAGGGAAGUUGUAAUAUGAAUUUUAGAAGAAACAAUUAAGAAUCUUUCUAAUUACAAGGAGUUCAAUUGUCUGGAUAAAAAUACUCUCUAACUGUAAUGUGAACCUGAAGAUAGCCAAACAUCAAGAAUUCAGAAAAAAAUUGAAAAACUGAUAAACAGAUAAAAUGAGUGUUUCUGGAGGGAAUUGUGGAAGUCCCAACUCUACAGAACCUGCAGCUGACUGUUUCAAGGAACUGUGGUCCAAACUGAAAGAAUGUCAUGAUAAAGAUGUCAAAGGAUUAUUGUCAAAGAUCUCUAAACUGAAAGCAGAAAGGUGUCUGGAUGCAGCAAGACUUGAUGAGUUCUAUACAAAAAACCAGCAGCUUAGAGAACAACAAAAAUCAUUGCAUGAUACAAUUACAGUUUUGGAAGAUAGGUUAAGGGCAGGAUUAUGUGAUCGGUGUGCAGUAACUGAAGAGCAUAUGAAGAAGAAACAACAGGAAUUUGAAAAUAUCCGGCAACAGAACCUUAAGUUAAUCACUGAACUGAUAAAUGAAAGAAACAACUUGCAGGACGAAAAUAAAAAGAUUUCAGAAAAGCUUCAGAAAAUGCAGCAAAAAAUUGAGGAGCAAGAGCAAUAUAUGGAAGAUGUUAUUCCAGAUUCACCAGUUCAGUCACUGUCAUUUUCAAUGGUUAAUCGAAUGCGUCGAAAACGAGAAAAAAGGCAUGUCCGGUACACAGAACAAAAGUGCACAGAUUUGGAAAAGAAAGGAAGAAUCUAUGAACUUGGAAAUAAUCCAUUGUCUUCCACUCAAAAGACUGUUUGGUCUGAAGAAGAAAUAUUGGUGGCAGAUACAUGUGAUCCACAGUUGUCCCAAGAUUCAAGCAAAGUAGUGAAAGAAGAAUGUCCCAAUUCAGUGCAUUUUAAUUUGAAAGCAAUUGUUGCAGAAACACUUGAAUGUGAUGAACAUGAGCCUCACAGCAAACCACUUGGACUUACAAGAAGACAAUUGGCUCAAGGGUGUUGUAAAAGUAAUACUGACAAUUUAGAAUUUUCUGACACAUCUGAGGAUCCUUCUCCACCUACGUGGGAUUCCAAGAUACCUUCUCCUGUUUUCGGGGCAUCUGCCAAUAUUAAAAAUAGCUUAGUUUUUUCCCCAUCUGUUUUAGCAGCCGAGAAAAAAUCAAAUCUGAAAAACAGCUCCAUCAACAGUUCUUCCCUUUCAAGAUCUGAGAAAGUGAGAUCAAAAUCUGAAGACAUUCCUUUUAUGAGCCUUGGGACUGAAAUAGCAACAGUUCUCAAUCAAGCCCCAAUUGGUAGGCAAGUGGCUUUGAAACAGAAUUCAGAGGAACCCAUAACAUGUGUGACCAAUACACAUCUGGAUAAAAGUGACAUCAUCAAAGGUGGCUUCCUUCUUGCAUCACAGAAACUGUUAGGGAACAGAUGUUCUAAAAGGAAAAAAAAUGAUGACAAGAGCAACCAUGUAAUCCGCUGUGAAAAGGAAAAUGCUUUUCCGUCCCAUGCAGAUGUUUUUCCUAUUGCCAGAGAUAACACAACGGAUAAACCUUUGGAUCUGUCCGAUCGCUUCUCUGAUUUUCCCUGUGAAAAAAUAAUUGCUGACAGUUCUAAGAUAAAAAUGAGGCAGGCAUCUCUCCAUGAUGUUUUUCAACCUCUAGUGAAAGAGUCUUCAUCUAAAAUCACCAAUAGUAAUUCUGUAAUGAAUAAAGAUUCACAAGAGAAUCUCUGCAUACAAGAAACAAUCCUAAAAUCUCUUACCAAAAUGUCCCCAGUGAAAGACCAUGAAGUAAAAGAGGAAAUGGCUAAUUUUUCUAAUACAUCUUUGCAAAAUGAUGACAGUAUAAAAGAGGUUGCUGGUGAUCAAGAACGCAAGAGAAUAAGAUCGGGACAUGGAACGGGUGAGCCAGCAUCGGUACUUCAGCCAAAUCCUUGCAGGGUGACAAAAAUCACACAAUUUGAGCAAGAUAAAACAUCUUUGGAAAAUGUGCAGUGGAGUAUAGAUCCAGGAGCUGACCUUUCUCAAUACAAAAUGGAUGUUACUCUGAUUGACACAAAAGAAGGAAUUCAAACAAAAAUUGGAUCAGAAACCCAGGACAUGGAUCAUACAUAUAUCAGUGAUAGUAUUCUAUUAAGAAUGAAAAAACAAAGACAGAAAGAAGUAAGCAAUCCAGAGGGAGAAAAAAGAGAAAAGGACACCUUAACAGAAAUAUUUGAUCAGACAACUCAUGAAGAAUAUAAAUCCUAUUUAGAAGAUGACUAUCUUCCAGAAUGUGACCAUAAGGAUUCUUCUGAGGAAGAAGGAAAAGAAAAAAGCACCAUACAAAGGGAAAGAGACAAGCAAAAUAAAACGAAGCAGAAGGCUUUUGUGGAAACAUGUGGUUUUAAAAGUGGUGAAAGGUAUUUAUGGAAUCAAGUUUCCUCAGAAUAUAAAUAUUAGUUACAUUUUUCCCACCGAUGACAA
Messenger RNA from Ahaetulla prasina, 3334 nucleotides. RefSeq names its product RB binding protein 8, endonuclease (gene RBBP8). The transcript has 16 exons. Gene Ontology annotation, cellular component: site of double-strand break. NCBI's taxonomy places the organism in Eukaryota, Metazoa, Chordata, Lepidosauria, Squamata, Colubridae. Gene Ontology annotation, biological process: DNA double-strand break processing involved in repair via single-strand annealing; double-strand break repair via homologous recombination. Gene Ontology annotation, molecular function: double-strand/single-strand DNA junction binding; double-stranded DNA binding; single-stranded DNA binding. The record is from RefSeq and is a predicted model, not a curated record. The coding region runs from base 1040 to 3310 and encodes 756 amino acids.